Molecule: messenger RNA, 1938 nt
Organism: Cydia pomonella (codling moth)
Lineage: Eukaryota; Metazoa; Arthropoda; Insecta; Lepidoptera; Tortricidae
Product: elongation of very long chain fatty acids protein 4-like
Exons: 7
Coding region: 928-1812 (294 amino acids)
Biological process (GO): sphingolipid biosynthetic process; very long-chain fatty acid biosynthetic process; fatty acid elongation, saturated fatty acid
Cellular component (GO): endoplasmic reticulum membrane
Molecular function (GO): fatty acid elongase activity
Source: RefSeq, a predicted model, not a curated record
CUGGCAGCUAGUUUUGAUUUUUCGUGGUAAGGCGUGCGUUCGCGCAGUCUCUGGGAGGAACUCGCAGCGGCGCGGACGCUGCGCGAAUCGUGUUCCAAAUUUGAAUUCGAAUAGUGAAGUGAGUGUUUCGGUUAUUAAGCUUUAAGGUAAGUUCGGGAAUACGUAAUAAUUGGAUUGUGUUUAAUGCGUUUACAGAUUUUUUUGUGCUUGUUAUAUUUUAAGAAUAACUAAUUUCAUUGGUUUAUCGAUGGAAUAAUUAAAACCCAAUCGAUUGAUAACUUUUAUUUAUUUAUUUAACAAAAGAAAAAAUAACAAUUAGCGGACUUCUUUACUAAUCGACCAUAUGACUAAAUGAUUUGUGAUUUUACUUAUAUGUUUGCAAAUACUAGAAGAUCAUGGGCAGCAGUUAUUGCAACAAAACUAGACCGCACAUAUUAAAACACGAUUUUAUCGGGUCUGUUGCAAAUUUAUUUUCGACGUUUCGACGCAGAAUAUUUGGUUUGGUGGCAGGAUUUUAUAGACCUAAACAAACUUACAUUUACAUAUAUUACUCAAGUUACCCAACCCCAGCUAUUUUUUUGUAUAAGGUUUUACUUUUUAGAGUUUUUGUAUGUACGAACAUAAAACUAAGUUUUUAGAACACUAAUAACGGUAACUUUUCAGGCACACAGUAUUACUUUUGUCUUUUACAUUUUUUUGCAACGCUUCAACUAUAAUCAGAACCAAUUUUAACUCAAUCGGUUGUCCGUGGUCAGGGAGAGACCGUGCCGCUAGUGUUGUAUCACAGUAUAAGGAAGUUGUCUUUUUACAACCAGUAGUUAACUUCGACAUUUUAUAAUUUUCGUUCGUAAUUCAAAAUUUACUUUUAAAUUUAAAUUCCUUGAUUAAUUUAAUUCCGGUACAAACAUAGAAAGAUCAAAUUUCAAAAUGACGACGCAAAUAUUAAAUUCGACGCAAAGUGUUUUAAAAGACACUUACGAUUAUUACCUAUGGACAUUAUCAUUGUCGGACAACAGAACAAAAGGAUGGCCGCUAGUCGACUCCCCCGCUCCAACAGUAUUUUACACAAUAUUGUAUCUAUUCAUCGUAUGGUCAGGACCCAAACUCAUGAAAAACCGGCAACCCUUCCAAUUGACUUGGCUGUUAGUGCCUUAUAAUUUGGCAAUGGCGGGUCUGAAUGCUUACAUAGCCGUAAGGUUACUCACGGCGUCUUUCAGAUUGAGAUAUAGUUAUAUAUGCGAGCCUUGCCGGCAAAAAUACGACCCUGAUGAAUUACAAAUAGCAGAUGCAGUGUGGUGGUAUUACUUCUCGAAGCUUCUAGAAUUCUGUGACACAUUCUUCUUCAUUCUGCGGAAAAAAGACGAGCAGCUCACCUUCUUGCAUGUUUACCAUCACUCCACCAUGUUCAGCUUCUGGUGGAUCGGCAUCAAGUGGGUGCCAAGUGGGUCAACAUUCCUGCCAGCCAUGGUGAACAGCGCUAUUCACGUCCUCAUGUACACCUACUACGGGCUCUCGGUGUUCGGCCCCUCCGUCAGCAAGUUCUUGUGGUGGAAGAAAUACCUCACAAUUCUUCAACUGAUCCAAUUCACAGCUGCGCUAGUCUUAGGCAUUAACGGCAUCCGCAUGGGCUGCGAGUUCCCCCUCUGGAUGCACUACGUCCUUAUCUUCUACAUGAUCUCCUUCAUCGUCCUCUUUGGAAACUUCUACAUGAAAGCCUAUCUUGCAAAGGGAAGCAAAUGUAUGGAGGUGAGAUAUGGCGAGUGUCUGGACGAUGAAGAAACAAUCGCAAAGAGGAAACUUAAACAAUCUUAAAAAAAAUAUAUUUAAAAUAAUUUAUCUAUGAGAUAGGUACUUACAAAUUAUAGCUCUCUGGCGGUCGUAAUAUAUGUUAUUGUUAUAUGAAGGGUAAUUUAUUGCAUAUAAAAAUACAUUUGUUUA